GCUUCUGUAAACCUUCGUUAAACCUCGGCCACUAUUUAUGGUUAAUAAGUGCAAUGCGUCAGCAGGCACCGAGAUUCUGGCCUGAAAUUCUCCAAGAAAAAGCAAGAUUCUGACCUGAGGAUAUAUUAAAAAAUUAUGGUUUCUUCUUCUUCAGAAAAAAAGAAAGAAAGAAAAGCUAAGAAGGCUUAAAGAGAAAACAGAAUUAGAUGAAGAGAAGAAUGGUUCUUGGCAAGCUCACUAGAUGCAGUGGUGUGUGCAGUUUUGGGAGAAUCAAAGAGUAUUCACAAGUAUCAAAUGGGAAAAGAUUAAUGGAGAGAGAAUUGAGAGAAGCAAGUGAGAUGGUGGGGGAAGAGCACUGUUGCAUUAGUGGACGCGGUGGCAGUGGGGUGUCAGGUCUGUGUGAUCAUAUUGAUGGUCUGCCAUCCUCCUUGAAAUGUUUUAUAACAAAACGUUUUCAUUGUAGUGGGCUACGAAUCAAGUCUCUAUUCUCGUCGGUAUCUUUGCUUCUGUACAGAGCUGGAACAGUACUUAUUAUCGGGAAGAUGGCAGGAGGAGGAAGAGGUGGCGGCGGCGGCGGUAGUUCACUUUUGAAAUCAACAUCAAAAGCUCAAAACUCAUCGAACAUCAGAAGUAGAGGACGCAAUACAUAGUAUUACCCUUUUUUUUUUUUUAUAUAUAUAAACUCAAGAAAAUUAAAGAAUACAUAAAAGCGGUAUUGUGUCUCUUAGGUACCAUUUUCUUAAGAGACCACGACUAUUAAUUACAGACAGUUUUUAAAAGUCCGAAAAUAAAUUGAUUCUAUAUCAAUGUGUGCUUAAAGUGAUGAAGGAAAGACUAAAGAAA
Messenger RNA from Ricinus communis (castor bean), 843 nucleotides. RefSeq lists its product as uncharacterized. NCBI's taxonomy places the organism in Eukaryota, Viridiplantae, Streptophyta, Magnoliopsida, Malpighiales, Euphorbiaceae. The transcript has 2 exons. The record is from RefSeq and is a predicted model, not a curated record. The coding region runs from base 207 to 650 and encodes 147 amino acids.